GCGGGUAGUCGGGGGUCUGUUUCCCGAUUUAUCCGGGACGGCCUUCGUCCCCCCUGUGAUGACAAUGGCGCGGAUUGCUGAUAGCGAAGAGCUUGAGGACGUCUCCCAGGUGGAGUUCGAUUUGGCUGUGCAGAGGAUGCGGGCUAAGCGCACGGCACCCGGUCCCGAUGGGAUCUCGUCCCAAGCGUGGGCGCUCGCCUUGACAGGUUCCCAGAGCCAUGGAAGACUGGUCGGCUUGUCCUUAUUCCUAAGGAAGGCCGGCCACGUGACGAGCCAAGCGGGUACCGCCCAAUCGUCGUGCUGGACGAGGCUGGUAAGCUCCUCGAGCGCAUCGUCGCCAGUCGCCUCGUCCAGCACCUCGAAAGCGUUGGGCCUGACCUGGCUCCUAACCAAUAUGGUUUCCGGAGAGGUCGCUCCACCAUGGACGCGGUCUUGCGCGUCCGCCACCUCUCCGAUCGUGCGUGCUCCGAGGGGGGCGUGUUGUUGGCUGUGUCGAUUGAUAUCGCCAACGCCUUCAACACGAUCCCUUGGAGCACGAUCGUGGAAUCGCUCCGGUUUCACCGCGUCCCCCCUAGUCUCCGGACCCUGAUAGAGGAUUACCUCUCAGGGCGAAAUGUAGUCUUCCCCGAGAGGAGGGGGUGGGGACGGAAAGCGGUGUCGUGCGGGGUCCCGCAGGGGUCGGUACUGGGACCACUCCUGUGGGACAUCGGUUUCGACUGGGUCCUGCGCGGUGCUAGCCUGCGUGGCGUCGACGUAGUGUGCUAUGCCGACGACACGCUGGUGACGGCCCGCGGAGCCGACUACAGAGCCGCAGCGAUCCUUGCGACGGCGGCGGUCUCCACCGUCGUUAGUCGCAUUCGGAGAUUAGGUCUUGAGGUGGCCCUCCGCAAGUCCGAAGCGGUGUGCUUUCACCCAGUCCGGAGGGGACCUCCUCCGGGAGCCAAUCUCAUAGUCGGCGGAGUAUCGAUCGCUGUCCAGCCGAAGCUCAAAUAUUUGGGCCUUGUGCUGGACAGUCGAUGGCGCUUCGACCACCACUUUGGUGAGUUAGUCCCGAAGCUGCUGGGGAUGGCGGGCGCACUAGCCCGUCUUCUCCCCAACGUCGGUGGUUGCAGCGCCGGCGUCCGGCGUCUGUACCUGGGGGUCGUGCGCAGUAUGGCUUUGUACGGCGCUCCCGUGUGGUCGCCCGCACUCUCUGCGCGCAAUGCAGCUUUGCUGCUACGAGCGCAGCGGGUGCUCGCGGUGAGAGUCAUCAGGGGGUACCGUACGAUCUCCCGGGAGGUCGCCUGCGCCCUCGCCGGUUCCCUUCCUUGGGAUCUCGAGGCUGAGGUAGCAGCUGCGGUAUACCGGCGCAGAACACAGUCCCUGAGUCGGGGACGGACGCCCGGCCCGUCGGCUGUCGGUCGGUGGAGGCGUGCUGCGCGUCAUCUGGCGUACGCCAAGUGGAGGGAGCGGUUGCUGGAGGAGCUUGGCCAAACUUCAGUCACUCGCCGACGCACCCUCGAGGCCCUGGUGCCCGUGCUGGAGGCAUGGUCAGAUAGACGACACGGCGUGCUCUCCUUCCACUUAACGCAGGUCCUCUCGGGGCAUGGUUGCUUCGGGAGGUACCUGUGGAAGGUCUGCAGGAGAGAGCCACAUCCGGGUUGCCACCAGUGCGGGCAUCCGGACGAUGACGCUCAGCAUGCACUCGAAGCGUGCCCGCGUUGGGAGCGCUCGCGGCGAGACCUCAUCGCGGUGCUGGGGAGAGACCUCUCCUUGCGGGCUGUCGUCGCCCGCAUGCUAGAGGACCGGAAUUCUUGGGAGGCCAUGACCAGGUUUUGCGACCUGGUCAUGGCGUUCCGUGAGGCUGAGGAGCGCGAAAGGGAGUGGGAUCCCUCUUCGGCUUCACAGCGAAGAAGGCGGAGUGGGCGGCACGGGCGCGAAGCUCCCGUUCAUCUCCCGUAGGGGCUGUCGGGUGCCGGGUGCGGGGGUGCCCGGUACUCGGCUGUUGGUCCGGUGGUGAGGCGGCGCAAGAUGGCUCCUGUGCACCGCUCACGGUGUGUCUCCGAGACGACGUCCUGCGGGAUUUUCCCGGGGAUGGAGUGCCGUCCUAUUAACAGGAUGGGUACCGGCGACGGCGAGCCUUCGGCGCGCACUGUGCGGUACCGUGGGUUUCGUGGAGUCGGAGUGGUGGGGCUCGAUGGGGUUUAGUCGGUAGUCGUUCUGCGGGGCAAGUGCUUCGCGCGCCUUUUUCAAGGCGUAGUCUCCUGUGAGAAAUUGGGGGAGGUGAAGGACCUCGGCUCUUCUCUUCUCCCCUUCUUCCUCUCAGGAGGCGCCGGAGUCCGACAUAACCCGGUCCGUUACCCCCCUCGACCGGGUAUCCGUAAAUGGAUUCCCCAGCGUUAAAAAAAAAAAA
This is a messenger RNA of Bombyx mori (domestic silkworm), 2392 nucleotides long. Its product is annotated as retrovirus-related Pol polyprotein from type-1 retrotransposable element R1. NCBI's taxonomy places the organism in Eukaryota, Metazoa, Arthropoda, Insecta, Lepidoptera, Bombycidae. The transcript is spliced from 2 exons. Bases 421 to 1941 code for a protein of 506 amino acids. The record is from RefSeq and is a predicted model, not a curated record.